GGCGCCCGGCGCGCCCUGCUGCCCUCACGGUGAGCCGGGCCCGGGGCUCAUCUCCCCAGCGUCCCUGUGCUCAGCUCCCGCUGCGCUCCCGGCGCGGGCUGAUCUGCUGCAGGCUUGCGGAGGCCGUGUUCUGGAAGCUCGGCUCUUGCAGCGGAGCAGUGAAACAGGGCUGCAGGUGUUCCCUGUGUUAUCCUAUCCUCGCGUUUGUCCCUAGGUCCUGCACUUCUGUUUGUGAAGACCAGCCAAGGAAAAGAGGAAGGAAGAAGAUUCUAUGCUUGUUCGGCUUGUAGGGAUAGAAAGGAUUGUAACUUUUUCCAGUGGGAAGAUGAGAAGGUACAAGAAUUUUGUUCUGUUGCCAUUAUCAAAGAGGAAGUUUUGCCAGGAAUGCCAGCAAUUGCUUUUGCCAGCAGAAUGGAAAAAACAUUCAGAUCACCAGCUCCUGUGUGAUAUCACCACUGCCCAGCUGAAAAAUCCAAGUCAGCUUCUGUAUCCACUGGAGAAUAAAAAAACAAAUGCACAGUAUUUAUUUACAGACAGAAGUUGCCAGUUCCUACUGAAUCUCCUUAUAGAUUUAGGAUUCAGACGAGUCCUCUCUGUUGGAACACCCAGGCUUCAUGAAAUGAUCCAGUCAAAAGCAUCACAAGAAGAAGAAUUCAAUGUUAGAGGUCUUCUGCUAGAUAUUGAUUUCAGGUAUUCACAGUUUUACACAGAGGAUGAAUUUUGCCAUUACAACAUGUUCAAUCAUCAUUUUUUUGGUGGAGAGGCUGCACGUGAAACUUGCAGGAAAUUCUUGUGUGAAGAGAUUGGUGAAAGAGUCAUUAUGGUAGCUGAUCCCCCAUUUGGAGGUUUAGUGGAAGCACUGGCUUCUAGUUUUAAAAAACUGAUGGCAAUGUGGAGUGAGACAGAAAAAGAAGCUUUUUCAUUACUAGGUCAUGACAACAGAGAGAUGCCCAUGUUCUGGAUAUUUCCAUACUUCUUUGAGUCUCGCAUUCUUGACUUUUUCCCGAGCUUCAGUAUGAUGGAUUACCAGGUAGACUAUGAUAAUCAUGCACUGUAUAAACAUGGCAAGACAGGUCGUAGACAGUCUCCUGUCCGUAUUUUCACAAACCUUACCCCCAGUAUGAUUGUGCUUCCUGAAGAAGAGGGAUAUAGAUUUUGCAGUGUAUGUCAGCGAUAUGUUAGUUCUGGUAACCAGCACUGUGAGAUAUGCAAUUCAUGCACAUCAAAAGAUGGCAGACGAUGGAAACAUUGUGUUCUUUGCAAAAAAUGUGUAAAGCCCUCUUGGUUUCACUGUAACAAUUGCAAGUGCUGCACUCUUCAGCAGCACAGCUGUGAGAAGACUGACAGUGGCUGUUUCGUUUGUGGCAAGGCAGGUCACAAGCGCAGUGCCUGUCCCAGUCUGUCCCGCAGCAGAGCAGCUUGUCAACCUGACAAAAAGAAAGGGCAGAAAACUCGAAAGAGAAUAAAAAUGGGGAUCUGUAAAAGAUUAGCUAUGAAACAUGCCAUAUUCUCCAAGAGGAAAGUAAAGAAUAAGAAAAAAAAGACAUGACUUUUCUUGCUGCUACAUAAUUGCUAAUUUAUUUUUUUAUUGUCAGCCUUUUGUUCCAUUUUCUAAAAAUGUAAGUGUUAACAUCCAGAAUAAAACCUGAUUGACUCAA
Molecule: messenger RNA, 1658 nt
Organism: Agelaius phoeniceus (red-winged blackbird)
Lineage: Eukaryota; Metazoa; Chordata; Aves; Passeriformes; Icteridae
Source: RefSeq, a predicted model, not a curated record